ACAAGGAACACGUGAUUCGCGCUUACUGGAAGCAAGAUGGCGGUGGUGGUGCGGAGCUUGCAGGACCAGCUCGAAAAGGCAAAAGAAGGCUUGAAAAAUGUGGAUGAUAACAUUCGCAAACUAACGGGACGCGAUCCUAAUGAAUCAAGGCCGGGUCAAAUCCGUCGACUCGGCGGCCCCACGGCAGGCAUUGGAGGAGGUAGAGGCAGAGGAAUCAACCUGCUAAGGCGCAGUCUCUCUGAGAUAGGAAGCGGCGGCCCCCCUGUCAAGAAGAGGGAUAUCGAUGGAGCCCUGCUGAGGCUGGCAGGGGACCAGAGGGCCAGGAGAGAUGCGCGUCAGGACAGCGACGCCGAGGAUGACGAUGAUGUCAAAAAGCCGGCGUUGCAGUCGUCUGUAGUAGCUACCUCCAAGGAGCGAACACGCCGAGACCUCAUUCAGGAUCAGACCAUGGAUGAGAAGGGCAAACAGAGGAAUCGGCGUAUGUUCGGCCUGCUGAUGGGGACUCUGCAAAAGUUCAAACAGGAGUCCAACGUCUCUACAGACAAGCAAAAGCGGCGUUCAGAGAUCGAGCAGAAGCUGGAAGUUCAGGCGGAGGCAGAGCGAAAGAAGGUAGAGGGUGAAAAGAAGGAGCUGUUUGAGGAGAGGAGAGCCAAACAGACUGAGCUGAGGCUACUGGAACAGAAGGUGGAAUUAGCCCAGCUGGUAAGAAAGUUCUUCCAACAUGAUUUAAAAAUGACAGUCCAAACAAAACAGUGUUGGUCCAUUUUCAACAACGGCUCUGGAUAAUGUCUGGAGAAUGGG
Messenger RNA from Solea solea (common sole), 801 nucleotides. It is a transcript of the gene pnn, whose product is annotated as pinin, desmosome associated protein. Gene Ontology annotation, cellular component: catalytic step 2 spliceosome. NCBI's taxonomy places the organism in Eukaryota, Metazoa, Chordata, Actinopteri, Pleuronectiformes, Soleidae. The record is from RefSeq and is a predicted model, not a curated record. The transcript is spliced from 7 exons. The coding region runs from base 37 to 786 and encodes 249 amino acids.